Oncorhynchus keta (chum salmon) is the source of this 4037-nucleotide messenger RNA. Its product is annotated as plexin-B1-like. The transcript is spliced from 24 exons. Lineage: Eukaryota; Metazoa; Chordata; Actinopteri; Salmoniformes; Salmonidae. Gene Ontology annotation, biological process: negative regulation of cell migration; regulation of GTPase activity; regulation of cell shape. The record is from RefSeq and is a predicted model, not a curated record. Gene Ontology annotation, cellular component: semaphorin receptor complex. Gene Ontology annotation, molecular function: semaphorin receptor activity. The coding region runs from base 140 to 2842 and encodes 900 amino acids.
ACCCUGCUACAUUGUUGAGGAGGUAAAUGGGACUCACCUGGUAUGCAGGACCAGCCCCAGUAACCAGACAGCAGAGCUGACAGUGAGGGUGUUGUUUGGGAAGGCAGAGAGGAGCGUACCUGGGCAGGUGUUUCACUACAUGGAGGACCCUGUCAUCACCGCAGCAUCGCCUGCUGAGAGCUUCUACGAGGGUGGGCGUAGUAUAAAGGUGAGUGGGCGUAGCCUGUACGUGGUCCAGCAGCCAAUGCUGACUGUGUGGGUGGAGCCUAAAGAGAACACGCUGGUGAGGAGGAGGAGGAACAACCAACUGGUCUUCAACAGCACCGUUUCAAAGCAGGAGCGUUGUACGGUGGUCUCUUCCUCUGAGAUGAACUGUUUGACCCCGCGUGUGAUCCCUGACACUAAGGUCAUGGGGGUGUGGUUUGAGCUGGACAACGUUAAGGUGUCGUUUGAGAGCGUCGCGGGGAAGACGUUCUCUUACUACCCCAACCCCGAGCUGUUGGCUCUGAACAGAGAUGACCCAGACACACCCUACCGCUUCAAACCUGGAGGGGUCAUCGCUGUAGAGGGUAAGGACCUGACUAACCCAUGUCUCCCCCAGGGUAAGGACCUGACUAACCCAUGUCUCCCCCCCCAGGGUAAGGACCUGACUAAACCCAUGUAUCCCCCCAGGGGUAAGGACCUGACUAACCCAUGUCUCCCCCAGGGUAAGGACCUGGUCUCCCCCAGGGGUAAGGACCUGAGCCCAGCUCUCACCCAGGGUAAGGACCUGGGACCCAGGGGUAAGGACCUGACUAACCCAUUUCUCUCCACCCAGGGUAAGGACCUGACAACCCAUGUCUCCCCCAGGGUGGUAAUGGGGAAGCUGAACGUAGAUCUGGGCACAGUGCAGUAUGACACAGAAGGCCUCUUACCUGUCCCUCUGGCUGCCCAGGUGGGUCUGGCUGCAGGGGCUGUUGUGGUGGUCCUAGUGGUGCUGGUCAUCAUCCUCAUGUACAGGAGGAAGAGCAAACAGGCUCUGAGAGACUACAAGAAGGUCUUGGUUCAGCUGGAGACUCUGGAGAUCAAUGUGGGAGACCAGUGCAGGAAGGAGUUCACAGAUCUGAUGACAGAGAUGAUGGAUCUGAGUAGUGAUGUGGGUGGACCAGGUAUUCCUCUCCUGGACUAUAAGACGUAUGCGGAGCGCGUGUUCUUCCCCGGCCAGAGGGGGGCUCCACUGAGUCAGGACCUGAACCUGCCAGAGUCCCGCAGGCAGACAGUAGAACAAGGACUGGGACAACUCAACAGCCUCCUCAACAACAAGCUGUUCCUUAUCAGGUUCAUCCACACCCUCGAGGCCCAGCAGAACUUCUCCCAGCGUGACCGUGGCUACGUGGCAUCUCUCCUGACCAUGGCCCUGCACGACCAGCUGGAGUACUUCACUGAUGUCAUGAAGACCUUACUGGGAGACCUGGUGCAGCAAUAUGUCUCCAAGAACCCCAAACUCAUGCUGCGCAGGACGGAGACGGUGGUGGAGAAGAUGCUCACCAACUGGAUGUCCAUCUGUCUCUACUCCUUCCUCAAGGAGGUGGCUGGGGAGCACCUGUAUAUGCUGUACAGAGCCAUCAAGUACCAGGUGGAUAAGGGACCAGUAGACGCUGUGACGGGGAAGGCCAGGCGCACCCUGAACGACAGCCAUCUGCUGAGAGAGGACAUCGACUACUGCUCCAUCACUCUGACGGUGAUGGUGAAGAGUGGUGUGGAGGUGCAGCCGUGUCCCGUCAAGGUGUUGGACACUGACACCAUCACACAGGUCAAAGACAAGAUCCUAGACCAGAUCUAUAAAGGAGCUCCCUUCUCACAGAGACCUGCUGCAGACUCACUAGACCUGGAAUGGAGAUCGGGGCAGGCGGGUCACCUGACUCUGUCAGACGAUGACGUCACAGCAGUCGUCCAGGGACGCUGGAAGAAACUCAACACUCUGCAGCACUACAAGGUGCCAGACGGAGCGACCGUGGCUCUGAUCCCCAGAUCAGCUGUCGUCAUGGGGAUACCCCAGGUCUACCAGACUGGAGAGAAGAUGCCCAUGUUGGAGGGGGAGGAGGGGCUGAGGCUGUGGCACCUGGUGAAGUCCAACGAGGAACCAGAGAUCCCCAAACACAGCAGCAUGAGAGAGAGGGAGAGGGCCAAGGCCAUACCAGAGAUAUACCUGACACGACUACUAUCUAUGAAGGGGACGCUGCAGAAGUUUGUAGACGAUGUGUUCAUAGCCAUUCUCAACACCAAGCGUCCUCCUCCCAUCGCUGUGCGUUUCUUCUUUGACUUCCUGGAUGACAUGGCGGAGAAACACGGCAUCGACGACCCCGAGACCGUGCACAUCUGGAAGACCAACAGCCUGCCUCUGAGGUUCUGGGUGAACAUCUUGAAGAAUCCUCAGUUUGUGCUGGACGUUCAGGUGACGGAUAGCGUGGACGCCGUCCUCUCGGUCAUCGCUCAGACGUUCAUCGACUCCUGCACCACCUCCGAACACAAAGUCGGACGGGACUCGCCGGUGAACAAGCUGCUCUACGCCAGAGAGAUCCCCAGAUACAAGCAGCUGGUUGAGAGGUACUACAGUGACAUCCACAGUGCAGCGUCUGGCUGUUAUCAAGAGAUGAACUCUACUCUAACGGAGUUGUCUGGGAGUUUUGCCUCAGAGAUGAACAGUCUGGUGGCUCUGCACGAGCUGUACAAGUACAUCAACAAGUACUACGACCAGGUCAUCGUGUCUCUGGAGGACGACGCAGCUGGACAGAAGAUGCAGCUGGCCUAUCGUCUACAGCAGGUCGCUGCCCUGGUGGAGAACAAGGUCACUGACCUUUAACCCCUGAUCUCUGACCUGUGGCCUCGAGCAGGUCGCCCCCCUGGUGGAGAACAAGGUCGCCGACCUUUAACCCUUGAUCUCUGACUCCUGACCUGUGGCCGACAGCAGGUCACCGCCCUAAGGGAGAAUAAGGUCACUGAGCUCUAACUAGGGACGGAAUGUGAAAAGGGCCCUGUCAGUCAAAACCCACACAGCGCUAUGAAGUGGAGCGCCUGACGUCAUGUAUAGCAUGUUACCCUACAGACACUGAGCUCUGAUGUCAUGUAUAGCAUGUUACCCUACAGACACUGAGCUCUGACGUCAUGUAUAGCAUGUUACCCUACAGACACUGAGCUCUGACGUCAUGUAUAGCAUGUUACUGAACAGACACUGAGCUCUGACGUCAUGUAUAGCAUGUUACCCUACAGACACUGAGCUCUGACGUCAUGUAUAGCAUGUUACUGAACAGACACUGAGCUCUGACGUCAUGUAUAGCAUGUUACCCUACAGACACUGAGCUCUGACGUCAUGUAUAGCAUGUUACCCUACAGCCACCGCGUUCCAAUUCAGGGCGUUUAUCAGUAUCCAAAUCUGCCAUUUCAACCCUGAACGAGGAACGAGGGUGAAGGGUUAACAUAACAAAAGCUGUGCCAAAUAAUGCAUCUUACAACAGGCUCAUCUGUAAAACAGACCCUGGUCUCAGUAGGACUUCCUGAUCUAAUAAACAGACCCUGAUCUCAGUAGGACUUCCUGAUCUAAUAAACAGACCCUGGUCUCAGUAGGACUUCCUGAUCUAAUAAACAGACCCUGGUCUCAGCAGGACUUCCUGAUCUAAUAAACAGACCCUGGUCUCAGCAGGACUUCCUGAUCUAAUAAACAGACCCUGGUCUCAGUAGGACUUCCUGAUCUAAUAAACAGACCCUGGUCUCAGUAGGACUUCCUAAUCUAAUAAACAGACCCUGGUCUCAGUAGGACUUCCUGAUCUAAUAAACAGACCCUGGUCUCAGUAGGACUUCCUGAUCUAAUAAACAGACCCUGGUCUCAGCAGGACUUCCUGAUCUAAUAAACAGACCCUGGUCUCAGCAGGACUUCCUGAUCUAAUAAACAGACCCUGGUCUCAGUAGGACUUCCUGAUCUAAUAAACAGACCCUGGUCUCAGCAGGACUUCCUGAUCUAAUAAACAGACCCUGGUCUCAGCAGGACUUCCUGAUCUAAU